Molecule: messenger RNA, 336 nt
Organism: Dermacentor albipictus
Lineage: Eukaryota; Metazoa; Arthropoda; Arachnida; Ixodida; Ixodidae
Source: RefSeq, a predicted model, not a curated record
AUGCCACCUACGGACGUUCUUCUGGCCUCUUCUCCAAGCUCGAGUAUAACAAGCGACUUCGAAAGUGACCCGAAGUGGACUGGCAGUCCUGCACAGACACCUGCCAGUUGUCUCAGCGUAACGGCGAGUAGCGGACCCAUGUGCCGCAUUUGCCACGAGGGAGACCAACAGGACUCGCCCGUGUCGCUGUGCAGGUGCUCGGGCACCAUGGGCCUCCUGCACAUCAUCUGCCUAGAGCGCUGGCUGAACGCCCGAAACAUAGAUCUUUGCGAACUUUGCCACCACCGCUUUCCAACCGCGGGCCAUGCCACUUGCGUGCGCCAGUUCUUCCACUAG